Messenger RNA from Saccostrea echinata, 2524 nucleotides. RefSeq names its product serine/threonine-protein phosphatase 6 regulatory ankyrin repeat subunit B-like. The transcript is spliced from 2 exons. Lineage: Eukaryota; Metazoa; Mollusca; Bivalvia; Ostreida; Ostreidae. Gene Ontology annotation, molecular function: protein binding. The record is from RefSeq and is a predicted model, not a curated record. The coding region runs from base 46 to 1245 and encodes 399 amino acids.
CAUGUGCACGGAAGGGAUGCGAGAGAACCUACAGAAGUCAUAAAGAUGGGAGCCUUUUUGUCGGCAAUGAACUCAAGGGCAAACAUGACUGAGAGAAAUGAACAAUAUGAAGCAGUGGAAUCCAUUCGCAAUGACGACUUCUGCUGGUUCAAGGCCAUUUAUAACCGUAACAGUCGAAAUGUGGACAAUGAAAUGUUAGUCAGUCUCAUCUCUCUUAUCAUACAGUAUGGGCGAGUGAAAUUUUUAAAGUUUCUCCUUGAGGAAGAAAACUGUAAUGUACAUAUCAAAGAAAAUGGAAGCAGGGACUCCCUAUUACAUUUGUGUUCAAAUUCUAAAACUACAAAUAAUACAAUUGACUGCUGCAAGAUUUUACUGGCAAACAAGAUUGAUAUCAAUGUGAAAAAUGUUUGGGGGAGAACACCCCUUAUUGGAGCACUGGUAGCUUUCAGGUACAAGUUAGCAAAGGUCCUCAUCAUGCAGAAUGCUGAUGUCAACAUUUGUGACUCCAAUGGGCUUUCCCCUGUAAUUAUUUGCUGCAGCUAUGGAAACUUAGAACUCCUUGAAUUACUAGUCCAAAAUGGUGCCAAUAUCAAUCAAACUAACUCCUCUGGAAAAUCAGCCCUUCAUUAUGCCAUUGUGGGAAAUCACACCGACAUCAUUGAUUUUCUCUUGAAGAAAACUUGCGAAAUCAACACAAUGGACAAAUACGGAAUCACACCGCUACAUGUCGCCAUAUGUAAGUUUAAUGUCAAGGCCACAGAAAGAUUGAUCAUGUGUGGAAAAUCUGUGGAAAAUGAGGCUUUUUCCACUUCUUAUGUGGACUACUGCCUAAAGAUUGUGUGGAGUACAGGAAUACGAUCUAUUACAUUAAAUGAACAAAUUCUUCAACAAGCAAAAAACAGUUUGACUUGCAUGAAGAUGGUAGUGAGAGCCUAUGGAUUCAGAUUAAAACCUACAGUGCUAGAGAAACUCAGGCGAUUGGAAUCUAACUUUCUUGGCCAAGGAAACACCAACUCCCAAGAGUUGAAGAAUCUUUUAUCAGACUUGCGUCAACUGAUCUCAUAUGUUGAAAAAGUGACCCAAGAAAAACGACAAGUCAAUUCUCCAGAUUCCCUUCAGGCAGUUUGUGUUCAUAGAUGCCGUGAACUUUGUUUAAAGGGAAAUACAAAUGUACUUUUUGUGUGCAAUAGAUUAGAACUUCCUCACUAUACAGCAGACAUGCUCACACUGGCUUCAAGUACGUGACUUGUCUAGUUAUCAACCCUAUAAUAUUUACCUUGGCAUAAAAAAUUGGAACAUUAUAAACACAUUCCGCUUUGGCAUAAAUAGUCAGAGAAAAUUUAAAGUGAGUUAAAUAAAUUUGUGAUGUUCUGGUAUGUAUGAUAUUCAGGAUCAUGAAAAUUUCUAUAGCACAGUAUGUCUUGUAUUUAAUAAGUUAUGUUAAGUCUUUCAAAGUACUGAGAAACUACUUAAAUUGUUUCUUCCAAGUAGAAAAUAUUUAUUUGAAGUCAGAAAUUUAGACUCUAAGUCUUGACAAACUUCUCUAUAAAACUCUUCAGAAUUUAUAAGCAUUACCUCCCUUCUCAGUGGUAUGCAUCCCCAUACAUAAAGUGAAAUUAUGUUCAUAGCUCAAACUCAGUAAAAAUUAGGGAAAUUCUCAAAAAAAUUAAACUUAUUUUGUAGCUUUAAUUAAAUAAAUAUACCAAGUUUUAGAUCAUUAUUGUAAAGUCUGAAAAUCUGUAAAUGUUGGGCAAAAUCCUUUGAAACUCAGAUCUUAUUUUGAAUCUUGUAACUAAAAAUUCAUGAGUUUUCUACUUCAAAUUAGAGUGCCUCUGUGAUGUUUCAAGUGAAAUUACUGUUAUGAGUUGAAGAUGUGAGGGAAAAAUAAAAUUGUGGCAAUUUUAUAGUUAAAGAAACUUUCAAUGACAGAUUUAUAAAGAAAUGCAUAAAAAAAAUAAUGAAUUCAAAACACAGAUAUAAUAAAUUUUGAAUUGAGAAUUCUGAAGUAAACAGAAUGGCAGGCAAAGCUUUGUAACAAAAAAUCCAAAAAUAAAUAUUAAUAGUAAACAGGAUAAAAAAUUACAUGUGAAAUGAGAAGAAUGAAUAAAAGCCCAUUUACUUCUUAGUAUCUGUGCUAUGCACUCUCAUAUUUUCUACUAAUUCCAGGUGUAAGACAAAGCAGUUGUUACACUAGGAAUCAACUCAACUCUUAAUCAACUCAAAAUUGACUGUAUUUAUUAUAAUACUUGUAAUUAUAUUACUGUAACAGAUAUUACUACCGUGGUAUAUAUCUUUAAUGUUGUGUAUUGAUGCUGUGUUUUUAAUUUUGAGGGUGUUUUACUUCUUCUUAUACCGGCCUGUUUUAUAUCAAAAGAAACAUAUCUCAGUGCUACUUGAUUGGAAUAAUUAUAAUGAGUUACUUCCCUUGAGUCAGACAAAUACUUUAGUGAAUGUUGUUUUUUGUUGUCUAAGUUGUUGUUAAAUUGUCUUUAAUAUUUUAAAAUAAAGUUUUCUAGAUAAUGUU